AUGUCAGGCCGCCAACCCGACGACGAUCCCCGUUUCCCGGCUGAACUCUUGAUUGCCGUGUUUGCUCAUCUGGAUGGCCGUAGCCUUGCUGCUUGCUCUGCCGUGUGUCGACAAUGGUAUGGCGUGGUCAACAAUUACGACGAUCUACUGUGGCGAGCAUGUGCAAAGCGAGAUUUCCACAAUGGCAACAAGCGGCGAUUUUGGUCCUUGCAUUUCCCCGAUCCUCAAGUGCAUAACUGCAUUGGACACUCGCAACGCACGUGGCAAGAUAUGUAUCGGAUCACUCGCAACUGGUUUACUGGCAACUGUAUGGGCUUCUUUCCAAAGGUGGAUGAUCAGCAAAGCAGCACUGCCACAUUGACACCUCACGUGGUGGUGGGCACACCUCAAGAGCAUACCUUCUUCACUACAUUGACAGUGACAUCCACCGGUCAUCUUGUGCGUUCAAAUCCUACUUAUCGACGACCCGAUGGCCAUCAAAGCAUUCAAAUCCAAUCACCCCAAUCACGUGAGACGCAUUAUCUCGAUCAACCAGUCUUGGAAGGUCCGGGGAGUACACACACGGUGUUUUGUCAUUACAGCCACCCAUCCUCCAAAUGGCUAGUGACAGGAAGUUUGGAUGGCACAGUCGCCUUGUGGGAUGUUGUCAAGCAACAAAUGGUUCAUUUAUGGGAAGGUCAUCGAGGACGCGUACUUUGUGUUGGCAUGAAUGAUGAUGUGGUUGUGAGUGGAGGAUCCGAUAGCAUGUUGCGUGUAUGGGAUUUGGCCGAUCAUCAUUUGGAAGAGCAAGUGACAACAGCAAGACGCGGCAUGAUUGAUAUCUCUUCCUACCUUUCAGCAAGCAGUGAUUGGAUUCAAGGCGUUGGCGAAAUUGCUGUGGGAGAACAUUUGGUAGCAUGCUCACCUGAUGCAUCUGGUCCCGUUCUCGUAUUCUCGUUGUUGACUGGGUCCUUGGUGUAUGAGCUAGGAUCGCCUCGUCCUCGUGUGCGUGAUCUCGAUUGGGGUGCCGUUGUUGAAGAAAUGACAGGAUUCACCAAAUUGUGUCUGGUGCCUUACUUUUUAUUGACAAAGGGCAAACUACCAAGUUAUCCAGAUGGCAUCCCUGUUUUACCAAGUCCACCACCACCAGCAACAACACCUCAAAAAUCAACCCCAACGCCACGUUAUGGAUACAUUGCCAGCUUGGAUGAAUCACCUUGUUCUCCACCUCCACCAGCAGCAGCACAAAUGACGCCAUAUCAACUAUACCGCUAUUAUCAAUCUAUCAAUGCAUCUUCAUCUUCAUCAUCUUCAUCAUCCUCAGAUACAUCUCACAUUCAACAACAACAACAACAGCAAUCGGAUCAACCGUCUCCUAGCAACAACAAUAAGCAAAUUCGUAGUUGCAUCAAUGUAUGGGACUUGGAGACGGGCGACAUUGUGUAUCGAUUAGCACCUCAAUUGGAUUCUGGUUACAUCAUCACUGAUAUUCGUGCAUCUCCCGAUUCAUCCAAGGUCUUUGCAUGUGUUGAAAUCCGCACACGUCACCAGCGUCAAGAGCGAUUGUAUUGUUGGGACUUUGGCAGUGCACGACGACAACCAUCAUCAGCAGCUGAACAUGAUCCUCAACUGACAGUGAUGCAAAUCGAUGGUCGUGCUUCAACAUCCUCCUCAUCUUCCUCAUCUUCCUCAACCACUGCAUAUAAACAAUCGGUCGGCAAUUCUUGGGCUUGUUUCAUGUAG
Molecule: messenger RNA, 1722 nt
Organism: Lichtheimia ornata
Lineage: Eukaryota; Fungi; Mucoromycota; Mucoromycetes; Mucorales; Lichtheimiaceae
Exons: 2
Coding region: 1-1722 (573 amino acids)
Molecular function (GO): protein binding
Source: RefSeq, a predicted model, not a curated record